Molecule: messenger RNA, 1821 nt
Organism: Aspergillus puulaauensis
Lineage: Eukaryota; Fungi; Ascomycota; Eurotiomycetes; Eurotiales; Aspergillaceae
Product: protein-arginine deiminase domain-containing protein
Exons: 1
Coding region: 1-1821 (606 amino acids)
Cellular component (GO): cytoplasm
Molecular function (GO): protein-arginine deiminase activity; calcium ion binding
Source: RefSeq, a predicted model, not a curated record
AUGCGAUUGACGCCCUCGAACCUGGGCCUCGUCGCCCUCGCAACACUCCCUUCUGCUCUUGCAGCCCUCCACCCCGACAUCCGCGCCGACACGAACCGUGACGGUGGCGUCGACAUCUCAGGCAACUCGGACGUAUCUAAUAAAGCUGUCUGGUCGGCAUCAAGCGGCGCGAUUUUCCUGCCGAACAUCGGUGAUACCACUGGCCGAUGUCCAAAGACGGAUCUGAACGGGGGAAAACUCAGUAAUGAUGAGCUCGCAUACUGCAACGAUGCAUCGGGCGAUGUGCUUUUGUCACCAAAGUAUGUGGCGCCCUUGAGGACUGUUCCUAUGAAAGACCUUUCAUCCGAUGCGUAUGGGUAUGUCUAUGCGACGCCAGACGCGGCGUACCAGCGAGUUAGGCUGUUUCUUAAGGGGAACGGGGAUAGUGGAGAUUCGACAGCGUGGACAUUGCUUGAUGAGCGGUUUCGACUCAAUGCAACACAGCUCCAGGAGGGCCUUGUACUUGGCCUCGAUAGUCGGGAGUUGGUGAAGGAUAGUGAUAUCUGGGAUGGAAACGUGGUUGUUAAGCUGGAUGUCUUUAGUGGAAAGGAUUCCGGGAGUGAUGCCGUUGCACUCAAACUCGCGCCGGUCCUAACGCACCACCAUCUCCAGAAAGUCGAUACCCUUAUCAGUGUCGCUGGGGAGAGCGAUGCGCAACGACGAUUCCUUUCGGAUCUCAACGAUGGCCGCCGCGAAGCCGGGAUACAGACGCCAACGCUUCUCCUCAACGGUACCGAGAACGAGGAUAUUUGGGCCCAAGAUUUCUUGGAGCCUGCGUACGCUAGUAUGCCCGGUCCGGAUGGGCCAAUCUCAAUACGUAUCGUGCUGCGCUCAGCACAGUCUACCAGGGUGGCUGGUCGACAGGUCUUUCACUCGCUCCGCGGUGAAGGCAUCGGCGGAUUCCAGCCAGGUCCUGGGUUCGGGCACGAGGAGAUCAACUCGUUCGGGAAUGUCGAGACCACCCCGCCGUAUACGUCCAAGUCUGGGGUGGUUUACAAAUCGGGUCGAAUUAUCACGGGAAAACAUUUCAACCAGUUGCCUGCUGACUCGAUGCUUACCUUCCUCAACAGCCAGAAAGUCCAGGAGCCGCUCAUCCUCGAGACGGGGUGGCUUUUGGUCGGCCAUGUUGACGAGUUUGUGCAGUUUCUCCCAUUUGACAAUGAACGAGGUUGGACUAUUGGUAUCGCCGAUACUAUUGCUGCAAUGAAGCUGCUGCAAGAUGCGAGUAAGAGUGGUCAUGGUGAUGUGCAUGCGAUUUCAUUCAACCGUACAUCAGACGCCGUCGACGAGGGGCUGGCUGAUCCCGAGGACCUCGAGUUAACCAUCGACGAUCUCCUAGCUAAUAAGACAUUUCAACAAGUCAACAAGUAUGCGCAACGCCAUAUCGAUGCUAAUCUGGGUAUCCUGCUAUCGGAGGUAGAUUUGCCAUUAGAGCAGGUCAUUCGCGUACCUACACUAUUCAAAACCUCCAACUUUAACUUCCCCCCCAACCACCUCCCACCCCACACAGGACCGGUCUUGGCCGGGGAGUUCCAGCUAGUGUCCUUUCUACCGGCAACGGUAAAUGGUGUGGUGCUUGGGAAGCACUAUGUUUCACCGAAGCCUUGGGGCCCGGUCGUUGAGGGGGAUGAUAUCAUGGCAAAGGCUUCACGGCAGGCGUACGCAAGAGCCAAUAUGUCUAUUAGCUUUGUUGACGAUUACCUCUCGCAUCAUGUUGUUGGCGGCGAGGUUCACUGCGGCUCAAAUACACUGAGAGAGGCUGAUGUUACUUGGUGGAGUUAG